CAAUAUGAAUCACACAGUCUUAGGCCUCGGCAGUUUUUCCCUGCAAACAAAUUCCAUGGAUAUGCUGAGUUCAAUGGGCACGGGUGACAGUAGCGAAAGUAAAGAUAUAUCCAUGGAUUACCUGGAGAUGACUGAUGAUGGACAAAAUAACCUACAUCAAUUAAAUGCGUCAUUGAGUGGCGCAGGCGGCAGCAGCAACACCAACAACGACACACUAACAAUAGAUCCGGUGUUAUUGGAACGAUUUACUCGUAAUCGCAGCAUAGAUGGCCUAUGGUACCAUGUGCUCAUCAUGCUCUACUGUGUUCUAAUCAUUUUCGGAGCAAUGGGGAAUAUUUUAGUUGUAGUAGCUGUGAUACGAAAACCAAUGAUGCGAACAGCACGAAAUUUAUUCAUAUUGAAUUUAGCUGUGUCAGAUUUAUUGCUGUGCUUGGUUACGAUGCCUUUAACGUUAAUGGAAAUUUUAUCAAAAUAUUGGCCAUUCGGUUCCUGUGCAAUUCUGUGUAAAAUGAUUGCCAUGCUCCAGGCGCUGAGUAUAUUUGUGUCGACAAUAUCAAUAACUGCGAUAGCCUUCGAUAGAUACCAGGUUAUUGUCUAUCCAACACGUGACAGUUUACAGUUCGUGGGAGCCGUAUCCAUAUUGGCAGGCAUCUGGUUGCUAGCCUUGCUGCUGGCAUCGCCCAUGUUUAUUUAUAAACGACUAAUUCAUGCUGACAUUCCACCCGUUCUCCAGGAACUCGGCAUACACGGUGUCUCGUUUUGCAUAGAAGAUUGGCCGCUGAAUCAUGGCCGCUUCUAUUAUUCCAUGUUCUCGCUGUGCGUCCAGUACUUGGUGCCCAUACUGAUAGUGUCGGCUGCCUAUUUCGGCAUUUACAACAAAUUAAAAAGUCGCAUUACCGUGGUCGCCGUCCAGGCCUCGUCACAGCGGAAAACGGAGCGGGGACGGCGCAUGAAGCGCACCAAUUGCCUGCUCAUUAGCAUAGCUGUGAUCUUUGGAGUGUCGUGGCUGCCGCUAAACUUUUUCAAUUUAUAUGCAGACAUGAAGCGGGGAGCGGUGACCAAUAGCAUGCUGGUGGCAUAUGCCUUCUGCCACAUGAUUGGCAUGAGCUCGGCCUGUUCGAAUCCCCUGCUCUAUGGAUGGCUGAACGAUAAUUUCCGUAAAGAAUUUCAAGAAUUAUUAUGCCGUUAUAAAGAAAACACUAAUAUUGCUCUUAAUGGUCAUACAACAGGAGGCGGACAAUCGCGUCGGAAACGAAAGAAUGCCGAUAUAUCAAAGGGUGAUCUAAAGCUAUUGAGCAGUGUGGGUGUUGGUGGAGCAGGAGCCGGUGGCGGGGCUGGUGGAGGGGAUGGCCGUAUGUCCGGUGGUCUAUUGGGUAUUGGAAAUUCCAAUAACAAUUUUGGUGGUAGUGGUAAUAUGCGUAGUGCUGUAACCGAAUCGGUGGCUCUAACAGAAAAUCCCAUGUCAAUGGAAGUUACAACGACACUUGUGAUCCGGUAA
Musca vetustissima is the source of this 1498-nucleotide messenger RNA. RefSeq names its product neuropeptide F receptor (gene NPFR). Gene Ontology annotation, biological process: G protein-coupled receptor signaling pathway. The coding region runs from base 5 to 1498 and encodes 497 amino acids. Lineage: Eukaryota; Metazoa; Arthropoda; Insecta; Diptera; Muscidae. Gene Ontology annotation, cellular component: membrane. Gene Ontology annotation, molecular function: neuropeptide Y receptor activity. The record is from RefSeq and is a predicted model, not a curated record. The transcript has 3 exons.